Messenger RNA from Psylliodes chrysocephalus, 1554 nucleotides. The record is from the annotation of a GenBank genome assembly. Lineage: Eukaryota; Metazoa; Arthropoda; Insecta; Coleoptera; Chrysomelidae.
CAAACUCAAUUUUCUAAAUUUAAACUUCUAUCAAAAGUCACCUACAGAUCUAAAAAUAUUCCUUUUCUCUACACACUUCGCGUUCCACAACAUUUCAGUUUUUACGCGUUAACUUAAAAGAAUGGCAGAAGCACAGGUCGCACCACUAAGUUUUAACCCGGCAGAGUUGAUUAAAAGGGUAGAAGAUACGGAAAAAAGAUUACAGACAAAGGAUGCGGAGAUCCAGGUUUACAAAAUGCUCAUGUCACAGAUGGAGGAAGAGCUAGCCCAAGCGAAAAAAUUAAAAUCAAUGCACGAUAAACAAGCGCAGGAUGUCGACUCCAUGAAAAUGGAAUCUGAGAAAACUUUGACUAAAGCAAAAAGUUUGAUUUUCGAAAGGACCAAAGUCAUCAAGAACCAGGAGCUUCAAAUUGAGGCAUUCGUUCAACAAAUUGAAUCUUUGAAAGAGGUGGUUCGCAUUACCAAAGACCUUCUAGAAAUUCGUAACUUGGAAAUAAAACAAUUAGAAAACAAAAUAUCCGCCAUUGAGGGUAAGAUGAAAUGCGAACACGAACGAUACGAUUUGAUGCACAAGAAAUUGGAACAGAUGAUCAGACACAAUGGCGAACUGAAAAGGGAAUACGAAACGCAGCUGUGCCUCUUUUCGGCGCUACGACAAAGAUACAGCGAAAGAGAACUCGCCAAAGAUGUGGUGGAUGAUUUGAAGGAAGGCAUUGCCGAAGAGAAAAAUAAAACUGAAGAGGAAAGCAGAAGUGUCGUUCAGCCAGAUGAACAAACUGACGAAAGUCUUCACAGCGAACAACCACCAGCUGAUCAAGUUAAAAAUGACAAAACCAAAGACAGCACAUCAAGUGAUGAUAAAACGUUAACUGUCCUAGAAAAUACAGACAGUACAAAAGAAGAGGUCCAACUGGAAUCUCAAACAAACUAUAACUAUAACGCUUUAACUGAUGCCAAAAAGGGAAUAGACCAUCUGGAAACCGUCAUUUCUGUAUUGGAAAACACGAUAUGUUUAGAAAAUUCAACUCCUAAUAUUGAAGAUCAAAAAGAUAAACAAACUGAACCAGAUAAGAGUUCGGCAAAUGAAAAGACUAACGUUCUCACCGAAGCUUGCAAAGUAAAAGAAGAAACAGAUAUAGCACAAACUCCAACUGAUGUUAUUGUUGUUGCACAGGAAAAUAACAAUGAUAAAAACGAAGAUGUAAGUUUAGUAGAAGAAUCAAAUUCUCAGGAUAAAACUGAAGAUGUAACUCCAGAGAAUAAUUCAAAACCUGAAAGCACCAGCACUUUAUCUAGCAUUAUUUCUGUUAUAAAAAAUACAGUCGGUUUAGGAUCAGAUCCUUUACCUGAGAAAACACAAACAGAUGAGUUUACAAAAAUUCCAAAAAAUUCAACUGAUACUCCUCAAAAUACAGAACAAACGAAUAAAUAAAUAUUAUUGAAUGCGCAUUUAGAGAAAGGCAAUCCUGUAAUUCUAGCCAUUUUUUUGUAAUAUGCAUGUCGUGUGAGUGAAUUUUGAAAUGUUGAUGUUAAAAUAAAAUUUUGGAAAUUUUA